Brassica oleracea var. oleracea is the source of this 621-nucleotide messenger RNA. RefSeq names its product putative glucan endo-1,3-beta-glucosidase GVI. Lineage: Eukaryota; Viridiplantae; Streptophyta; Magnoliopsida; Brassicales; Brassicaceae. The annotation marks the transcript as partial. Gene Ontology annotation, biological process: carbohydrate metabolic process. Gene Ontology annotation, cellular component: plasma membrane. The record is from RefSeq and is a predicted model, not a curated record. The transcript has a single exon. Gene Ontology annotation, molecular function: hydrolase activity, hydrolyzing O-glycosyl compounds.
UUACACCUCGUCAAGUCAAGGAAUCUUCCGAUCUCCAUAAGCACUGUUGUGUCUAUGGGGAACCUCGGACAGUCCUACCCACCUUCCGCGGGAAUGUUCACGUCCCAGGCGCGUGAACAACUCACCCCGGUUCUGAAGUUUCUGUCUCAAACGAGUACGCCAAUCCUCGUCAACAUCUACCCUUACUUCCCUUACGCAUCCGACCCGGUGAACAUUCACCUCCACUACGCCACUUCCAAGAGCGAGGCCGUCGUGGUACAAGACGGACCACUGGGAUAUUCAAACUUGUUUGAUGCCAUGUUCGACGCGUUCUUGUGGGCAAUGGAGAGGGAAGGCGUGAAAGAUUUACCUAUGGUGGUGUCUGAGACUGGAUGGCCGUCCGCGGGCAACGGAGACAUGACCACGCCGCUUAUUGCAGCUACCUAUAACGGAAACUUUGUGAAGCAUGUAGAUAGCGGCAAAGGGACACCGAAGAGGCCUAACAGUGGUGUCGAUGGGUUUAUAUUCGCAACGUUCAAUGAGAACCAGAAGCCGCCCGGGACUGAACAGAACUUCGGAUUGUACAAUCCUGUUGAUAUGAAACCCAUCUACAAGCUAUUUUGAGUGUGAAAGUUUCUAUGA